Messenger RNA from Monoraphidium neglectum, 555 nucleotides. RefSeq names its product translation initiation factor eIF-2B gamma subunit. The record is from RefSeq and is a predicted model, not a curated record. Gene Ontology annotation, molecular function: guanyl-nucleotide exchange factor activity; translation initiation factor activity. Bases 1 to 555 code for a protein of 184 amino acids. Gene Ontology annotation, cellular component: guanyl-nucleotide exchange factor complex; eukaryotic translation initiation factor 2B complex. The transcript has 4 exons. Gene Ontology annotation, biological process: biosynthetic process; cytoplasmic translational initiation. NCBI's taxonomy places the organism in Eukaryota, Viridiplantae, Chlorophyta, Chlorophyceae, Sphaeropleales, Selenastraceae.
AUGGACCCAUUCAUGGAAGUCGUUAUCCUGGCGGGCGGCGAGUGCAAGCGACUGUACCCGCUCACCAGCGGCGGCGUGGUCAAGGCGCUGCUGCCGGUUGGCAAUCGGCCGCUCAUCUCGUUCCCGCUGCGCCACCUGGCAGAGGCGGGCAUCAAGAGCGCCAUAGUGGUGGCCAUUGGCGAGGCGGUGGCCAGCAGCAUCUCUACGUACCUGCAGCAGCAAGCGGCGGCCGGCGGCGUCGCGUGCCGGGUGCUGACUGUCGGCGAGGAGUGCGACACGGGCGACGCCCUGCGGGCCGUGUCGCAGCACCUGGACCCCAAGGCGGCCGGCGUGGUGGUGUACUCGGGGGACCUCAUCUGCGACGCGCCCCUGGGCGCGAUGCUGGUCUCCCACCAGCUCAGCGGCGCGCUGGCCACGGUGCUGGUGGGCGCGCGGCGCGUGUCCCCGACAACAGAGACCAAGCCGGGCAAGGCGCCCAAGGUCUGGCGCGCGGCUGGGGCCACGCCUGGGGGCGCUGGGGCCGCGGUUGCGGCUCGCGGCAUGUCGCUCGCUUAA